AUGGACCACUUCCAGGCUGACGACCCCAACGACCCCGGGUGCUCCACGGCAUCCAUCGGACUUCCCGGCUGGCCCACGAUCGGCAACAGCCAGUACGCGGUCUGGUUGGACUCAUCGCCCAUCGACGAAGGCUGCCAGCUCAUCUUCUACAACCCGCCGCCUCCUGGCGACCAGAGCGGCUUCAAGGCCCCUGCUUCCAGCCAGGAUUUUGGACAGAUCCACUGCUGCGGCGAUGAAUGCGCCAAGUUCAUCGUCACCAAGCGCGAGGAAGAGCCCGCCUCCGCCCCAGCCCCAGCCGUCCGCACUCUCCCGGCGGCAUCCGACAUCACGCAAAUCAAACGUGCACCCCUCAUGGGACACAACGUCCCCGUAAAGCGCAACACAGACUGCACCUUCCCCGCCACGGACGGCAAGACCCAAACGCGCUACGGUGCACAGGUCAAAGUUGGCGCACAGGUCGACUGCCCCACUGACAGCAAGCUUGGUUGCCCGAUGACAGGCGAGUACACGGCCGGCACCACGGUGGGCACGACCGACAAGCAGACGACAUCCGUGUCGGGCGGUGGGGGUUUCUUCGGGUUUUUGGCCGCUGUCGGCCACGACUGGUCGCACAGCAACAACUGGCAGAGUCAGACGUCGUUUAGCAAGUCGUACUCGCUCACUAUCGAUGCCGGCGAUAGCGGGUACUUCACCUUCAUGCCCAAGCUUACUUGUGCUACCGGCUCGUUCUCCGGCGAUCAGUGCGAGAAGGCCCGGUUGGUUGGCGAUGAUCUUGGGUGUAUUCCUGCGCUGAUUGCUGGGGAUGAUGGACGUGGUGAGCCGGAUGGGAUUUUGAAUACUGUUUUGGUAAACUAGAUUGGACUUGGCAACUGGCGUGUAGUAGAAACUGAAUUACGACGUUGAGAGCAUGGAGUUUGGGUUUAGAGUCCGUCGAGUGUCUUAGAGUUGCAGGAAUAGGAGAUUUGAUUCUUUGAGUAGCUGGGUUGAAGUUUUAAAUUGUAUUUUUAUUUAACUUACUGGUUCAGUUGUUGGGC
This is a messenger RNA of Pseudomassariella vexata, 1034 nucleotides long. RefSeq lists its product as uncharacterized. The transcript is spliced from 3 exons. The coding region runs from base 1 to 855 and encodes 284 amino acids. The record is from RefSeq and is a predicted model, not a curated record. Lineage: Eukaryota; Fungi; Ascomycota; Sordariomycetes; Amphisphaeriales; Pseudomassariaceae.